AUGGACUAUUACAAGAUUCUAGGCAUCUCCCAAGAUGCUUCAAUGGAAGAUAUUAAAAGAGCUUACCGAAAAAUGGCACUUAGAUACCAUCCAGAUAAAAAUAAAUCAUCGGAUGCAGAGGAAAGGUUUAAAGCCAUCUCGCAAGCUUACGAAAUAUUGAGCGAUGUGAAAAAGCGAGAGUGUUACGAUCAACAUGUGAAAGGUAAAAUGAAAGAUGAGGAGGUACCUAAAGGGGGUAAUAAUAAAACUCGCUUCACAUAUACCUCUACCCAUACUAGCGAUCCCAAAACUCGCUUCACAUAUACCUCUACUACUAGCAAUCCCAAAACUCGCUUUACAUAUACCUCUACUACUAGCGAUCCCAAAACUCGCUUUACAUAUACAUCUACCACUACUACUACUAGCGGUCCAAUGGACGACAUUUUCCAUCAGUUCUUCGGCACCCACGGUAAUUUUAAUCACUUCUUUAAUAACUCUGACGACGACGAUGAUGAUGAUGAUAUUCGUAUGAUGUGGAGAGGCAUCAGUAGGCAUCGAAUGGGAGGUUUCAACUGUAAUCACAAACACUAUCACAGGGGGGGAAGGCAUCACCAUCAUCAUCAUCAUCAUCAUCAUCAGGAUCCUCCAAUCUACCGGGACCUGUACGUGACCCUCGAAGAAAUAACUCAAGGACAAGACGUCCACCAGCCGUGCAGAGAGGGUUGCUGUCGUUUUGUCCGUGGUGAUUACAAGAGUUUCCACGAUGAUGAUCACGAGAAUUCUACCAGCGUGUCUUUUGGGGAAUCUGCAGAAGCCCAUAGUACAAACACAAGCGACGAAAGGAAAAAAAGAAAAAUAGAAGACGCCGAUGAGCGAAGCACAUUUUCUCGAAGACGACGAAUGAAAGGAGCCGGGAGCAGUGUGUCCUCCUCCACCUCCUCCUCCUCCCUCCUCUUCUUCUCUUCUCCUUCUCCUUCUCCUCCUCCUCCUCCUCAGACUAACAUGACACGAUUGUGGAGAGUUUCUUUUCUGAAAUUUCGAGGACGCGCAACAUCUCCUCCUCCUCCUCCUCCUCCUUCCGAAAGGGAGCACCCACUCGGCGCCGAUUGGACUCAGAGCGUCUAUAAUGUUUCGGCCACCUCGUUGGCCAUCUUCGGGGACGGGAUCGCUGAGUGCAAUGGGGUCUUUGUGUCAGAUGUAUUCACGCUAUUUAUUGCAUUCGGGUUGGCUUGA
This is a messenger RNA of Macrobrachium nipponense, 1212 nucleotides long. RefSeq lists its product as uncharacterized. The transcript is spliced from 4 exons. The record is from RefSeq and is a predicted model, not a curated record. NCBI's taxonomy places the organism in Eukaryota, Metazoa, Arthropoda, Malacostraca, Decapoda, Palaemonidae. Bases 1 to 1212 code for a protein of 403 amino acids.